AUGGCUUUCCUUUCCCCUUGGGCCUGCUUACUAAUUGCCUGUUUUUCUGUUUCUUCAGCAGAAGCCUCCAAUCUCUCAGCUCUCUACCCUCCCUUAUGGAACAAGAGUCCUGGUCAGUUCAGUGACUACUUGGUGGAGAAUGGAAAGGCCAUUAUCAACCCCUGGGUAUAUCCUGAGAGAAUGGGCAUGUAUAAAAUUCUACUAAACCAGACAGCCAGAUAUUUUGAAAAAUAUGCCCCAGAAAAUGAACAAAAUCCAUUAUGGGGACUGCCUCUGCAGCAUGGCUGGCAAUAUAGAUCAGGCAGAUUAGCUGAUCCCAGCCGGAGGACAGACUGUGGCUAUGAAUCUGGAGAUCGUCAGUGCAUCUCUGUGAACAGCUGGUGGGCUGACCUCAAUUACUUUCUCUGUGCAUUACCCUUCCUUGCUGCGGUUGAUUCUGGCAUAAUGGGGAUAUCAUCAGACCAAGUCAUACUUUUGCCACCACCCGAGGAUGAGACGAAGUUUUGUCUCAGUGUUUCUACUUGUCAGUCAGCCUUCUCUAAGACAAUGAGGAAGUGGAAUGUCUUCUACCAGCAUUUGCAGUUACCUUCUAGUAGCUUUGAGGACUUGUUGAAGCACUUAUGGGUUGCACAUACCACAACCUUGGAAGAAACUUUGAAAAUAUUUGACGAAAGGUUGAAAUAUUAUUCUAAACCAGAAGAAAAUUUUGCAAGAAGUUGGGCUAUAAAUGUGGAAUAUAUAGCUGCAGCCCUUUUCCCUACAACCUUGAAUAGAGUAUAUAAUUUCCAGAGGAGUCUGCCACCAUGAGUUCUUGUUGAUGGGGAUAGAGCCCCCUACAUCAGUGACUUUACUGACCUUCAAAACACGGCACUGUUUGGUUUAAAUCUUGUUCGUGAAAUGGAUAACGCUACAGGCUUUUCCAACUCUGGAUUUUUUAACUCUGGUGAUAAGGUCAUCUCUCAGCCCUUAGGAGCAGAGCGGGCACCUGUCACAUGA
This is a messenger RNA of Miniopterus natalensis, 996 nucleotides long. The record is from RefSeq and is a predicted model, not a curated record. NCBI's taxonomy places the organism in Eukaryota, Metazoa, Chordata, Mammalia, Chiroptera, Miniopteridae.